Messenger RNA from Aphis gossypii (cotton aphid), 1210 nucleotides. RefSeq names its product putative protein TPRXL. The transcript has 2 exons. The record is from RefSeq and is a predicted model, not a curated record. Lineage: Eukaryota; Metazoa; Arthropoda; Insecta; Hemiptera; Aphididae. Bases 112 to 1047 code for a protein of 311 amino acids.
CAUGCAGUACGUACGACUGGACUUCUGUUGUUAAAAUAUUCUGUCUCCAAUUUGUCCAUUUUUAUUUUAUUUUUUGCUUUUUGAUCACUUUUGUUGAUCACAGUUGUUAUAAUGUCUUUAAAUGUAUAUUUUAAAUUGGUAUUUGUUUUAAGUGUUUUAAUUUUAAGUGAGUUGAGUUUAAGUUUUGCGAAUCCGGUUGACAAUCUGUCUUCGACAUCUGCACCUACUGACGAUUCAAGUACAUCUCCAAGCAUCAUCCAAGAUCUGUCUUCGACAUCUGCAGCUACUGAAGUUAUAAGCACGCCUUCAAGCACUGUCCAGGAUCCAUCUUUGACAUCUGCGUCUACUGACGAUUUAAGUACAUCUCCUAGCAUUACCCAAGAUCCGUCUUUGACAUUUGGACUUACUGAUGAUUCAAGCACAUCUCCAAGCAUCACCCAAGAUCUGUCUUCGACAUCUGCAGCUACUGAAGUUAUAAGUACGCCGUCAAGCACUGUCCAUGAUCCAUCUUUGACAUCUGCGUCUACUGACGAUUUAAGUACAUCUCCUAGCAUCACCCAAGAUCUGUCUUCGACAUCUGCACCUGCUGACGAUUCAAGUACAUCUCCAAGCAUCACCCAAGAUCUGUCUUCGACAUCUGCAGCUACUGAAGUUAUAAGCACGACUUCAAGCACUGUCCAGGAUCCAUCUUUGACAUCUGUGUCUACCGACGAUUCAAGUACAUCUCCAAGCAUCACCCAAGAUCUGUCUUCGACAUCUGCACCUACUGACGAUUCAAGUACAUCUCCAAGCAUCACCCAAGAUCUGUCUUCGACAUCUGCAGUUACUGAAGUUAUAAGCACACUUCCAAGUACUGUCGAAGUUCCGUCCUCGUCAACUCUGUCUACAGUUAUACCAAUUACAUACCCAACAACCACACAAAUACCAAAUAGUCCGUCUGAAUAUUCAUUAUGUUACGAAUUUGCGCCCUUUUUUUAUCACUGUGAAACUUCAAAUGCAGUAUAUAUAAUAAAGUCGAUGCGAAAUAUGUUUCAUAAAAUAUUUUAAAUUGCUUCUAAAUGCUAUAGCCUAACAAAAUAUUAUUGUAAUCUUUAUUUAAUUGAAAUUAUUUUUAAUAUCAUCAUAAAUUCAUAUUUUAUACUAUUUGAAUUAUGUUUUUUUUCAUCCUUAAGUAUUUUUUAUAUCAUUGUUAAAUAUAUUAUUGCUAUUA